AGGGAAACGGAGGCGCCAUAGCCACGGUAGUCGUGGCGACCAAGCAACCCGGCAACGCGAGUCAACAACAACAACCGCCCGGUCGACCCCCACCCCCGCCCCCCCGGCGCGGCCUGGGGACCCUGGCACGUUCCGUCUCCCUCCCAACAUCGCCUCUGAGACCUCCGAAAAGCCUUUCCGCGGACAGAAGUGGGGAGAAGCCGAGGAAGAGGAAAAAAAAAAAGCCUUAUUUAUUCUCAUUUCCCCACUGUUGGCAUGGCAACCCAGGCGUACGUUACGGAGCUACAGGCAGCCCCGCAAGCAUCCCAGCCACCGCAGGCCCAGCCCCAGCCACCACCACCACCACCCCCAGCCGCGCCCCAGCCCCCCCAGACACCCACCGCCUCGGCCACCCCCCAGCCCCAGUAUGUCACCGAGCUGCAAAGCCCCCAGCCCCAGGCGCAGCCACCGGGCAGCCAGAAGCAGUACGUGACGGAGCUCCCGGCUGCCCCCACGCCCUCGCAGCAAGCUGGCGCGCCCACCCCGUCCCCUGCGUCCCAGCAGUACAUCGUGGUCACCGUCUCUGAGGGUGCCAUGCGAGCCAGCGAGACGGUGUCGGAAGCCAGCCCGGGCUCCACAGCCAGCCAGACCGGCGUCCCCACUCAGGUGGUUCAGCAGGUGCAGGGCACCCAGCAGCGCUUGCUGGUGCAGACCAGUGUGCAGGCCAAGCCGGGCCACGUGUCACCCCUCCAGCUCACCAAUAUCCAGGUGGCCCAGCAGGCUCUCCCCACACAGCGUCUGGUGGUGCAGAGCACAGCGCCAGGCAGCAAGGGUGGCCAGGUGUCCCUGACAGUCCACGGUACCCAGCAGGUGCACUCGCCUCCUGAGCGGUCGCCGGUGCAAGCCAAUAGCUCCGCCAGCAAGACAGCUGGGGCCCCCACGGGCACAGUGCCCCAGCAGCUGCAGGUUCAUGGUGUCCAGCAGAGUGUCUCCGUCACCCAAGAGAGGUCUGUGGUCCAGGCCACCCCGCAGGCACCCAAAGCAGGCCCCGUGCAACAGUUGACCGUGCAGGGACUUCAGCCAGUCCACGUGGCUCAAGAGGUGCAGCAGCUCCAGCAGGUCCCGGUGCCGCAUGUGUACUCCAGCCAGGUCCAGUACGUGGAGGGCGGCGACGCCAGCUACGCAGCCAGCGCCAUGACCGUGCCCCUCGGCCACCCAGCUCUCCCCGCCCUGGCCCUCACGCCCACCCCCUCUGCCUCUCCCAGCCGCUCCAGCACCUACGCCUACCCCGAGGCCCCGCUGUACACGCAGCCGGCGGGCACCAGCUACUACGAGGCCGCAGGCACGGCCACCCAGGUCAGCUCACCGGCCACCUCACAGGCGGUGGCCAGCAGCGGCUCCGUGCCCAUGUACGUGUCCGGCAGCCAGGUGGUGGCCAGCUCCGCCAGCAGCGGGGGUGGGGCCAGCAACGGCAGCGGAGGUGGCGCAGGCAGCGGCGGGGGAGGCGGCGGCAGCGGGGGUGGCAGCGGCGGCAGCAGCAGCGGCAGCAGCAGCAGCGGCGCAGGCACCUAUGUGAUCCAAGGCGGCUACAUGCUGGGCAGCGCCAGCCAGUCCUACUCCCACACCACCCGUGCCUCGCCAGCAACGGUCCAGUGGCUGCUGGACAACUAUGAGACGGCGGAGGGCGUGAGCCUGCCCCGCAGCACCCUCUACUGCCACUACCUGCUGCACUGCCAGGAGCAGAAGCUGGAGCCCGUCAACGCCGCCUCCUUCGGCAAACUCAUCCGCUCCGUCUUCAUGGGGCUGCGCACGCGUCGGCUCGGCACCAGGGGCAACUCCAAGUACCACUACUACGGCCUGCGCAUCAAGGCCAGCUCGCCCCUGCUGCGGCUGAUGGAGGACCAGCAGCACAUGGCCAUGCGGGGCCAGCCCUUCUCCCAGAAGCAGAGGCUGAAGCCCAUCCAGAAGGUGGAGGGCGUGACCAACGGGGUGGCCGUGGGGCCGCAGCAGGCCGUGGGGCUGUCCGACAUCAGCGCCCAGGUGCAUCAGUACCAGCAGUUCCUGGAUGCCUCUCGGAGUCUCCCUGACUUCACUGAGCUUGACCUCCAGGGCAAAGUCCUGCCCGAGGGCGUCGGGCCGGGGGACAUCAAGGCCUUCCAAGUCCUGUACCGGGAACACUGUGAGGCCAUCGUGGACGUCAUGGUGAACCUGCAGUUCACGCUGGUGGAGACGCUGUGGAAGACCUUCUGGAGACACAACCUCAGCCAGCCCAGCGAGGCCCCUGCACUGGCCGUGCACGAUGAGGCUGAGAAGCGGCUGCCCAAGGCCAGCCUGGUGCUCCUCUCCAAGUUCGAGCCUGUGCUGCAGUGGACCAAGCGCUGCGACCACGCGCUGUACCAGGGCCUGGUGGAGAUCCUCAUCCCUGACGUGCUGCGGCCCAUCCCCAGUGCCUUGACCCAAGCGAUCCGGAACUUUGCCAAGAGCCUGGAGAGCUGGCUCACCCACGCCAUGGUGAACAUCCCCGAGGAGAUGCUGCGGGUGAAGGUGGCCGCGGCCGGCGCCUUCGCGCAGACGCUGAGGCGCUACACUUCGCUCAACCACCUGGCGCAGGCGGCGCGCGCCGUGCUGCAGAACACGGCGCAGAUCAACCAGAUGCUGAGCGACCUCAACCGCGUGGACUUCGCCAACGUCCAGGAGCAGGCCUCGUGGGUGUGCCGCUGCGAGGACCGCGUGGUGCAGCGUCUGGAGCAGGACUUCAAGGUGACGCUGCAGCAGCAGAACUCGCUGGAGCAAUGGGCGGCCUGGCUGGACGGCGUCGUGAGCCAGGUUCUCAAGCCCUACCAGGGCAGCGCCGGCUUCCCCAAGGCCGCCAAGCUCUUCCUCCUCAAGUGGUCCUUCUACAGCUCCAUGGUGAUCCGGGACCUGACCCUGCGCAGCGCCGCCAGCUUCGGCUCCUUCCACCUCAUCCGGCUGCUCUACGAUGAGUACAUGUACUACCUGAUCGAGCACCGCGUGGCCCAGGCCAAGGGCGAGACCCCGAUCGCCGUCAUGGGCGAGUUCGCCAACCUGGCCACUUCGCUGAACCCCCUGGACCCGGACAAAGACGAAGAGGAGGAAGAGGAGGAGGAGAGCGAGGACGAGCUGCCACAGGACAUCUCGCUGGCGGCUGGCGGCGAGUCGCCCGCGCUGGGCCCCGAGGCCCUGGAGCCGCCGGCCAAGCUGGCGCGGACCGACACGCGCGGCCUCUUCGUGCAAGCGCUGCCCUCAAGCUAAGCCCGCAGCCCCGCCCCUCCCGCCCCGCCCGCCCCUCCGUUCCUCCACGCCAGGGUCCCUCACGGCUUCUGUGGCUUCGCUGUCACCCCUCCAGGCCCGGGCCAGGGCAGGAGGGGGCCUCCGAGACAGGGAAGGCAAGGGGGGCCCCGCCCCCCGAUGGGGCCGGCACAAUCACAGGGCUGGGCGGAGCCGCAGCUGCAAACUCUGACACAAAAGACGUGCCUUAAGGAACCCGCCGCCGUGCCCAGGUGCCCCACAGGGCAGCUCGGCCCCUGCCUCCCACCCCGCCAACCAAGGUCGCAGCGUCUCCCCCACCGGCCCGCCGCCCCAGGGGGCAGGCAGGCAGGCCCCCUCUCCUAGGAACUGUUAACUUAUUCUGCUCGCUGGCUUUGCACAGCCUGUCCUGGGCCCAGCCGAGCCCCGGGCAGGCGCAGGUGGGUGGCACCUGGGGACCCCCACUGUCAGCAGCAGCCCCGGGACAACCCCCCACCCCCAGCAACCCCACUGCUUCCCCCUUCUUGGUAUAAGUGCAAUUAAAGCUGGGGGGUUGCAUCUUCUCCAGAGCUGGGCCUCCCUCGCCCCGUGGCCCCACGUCGACACUGCGACGGCGGCAGGGGCCGCGGCUUCCAGCUUCCAAAGAAGAGCAGCGGGCUGCUGCAGGGCCGGGAAGUGCCCGCGCCCGCCCGGCCAGUGCUGGGUGCUCCACACAUCCGAGGCCCUGCGCCCUCUGCGCCGCUGGUUUGUAAUGGAACCUUCUCCUGGAGACUCGCUUCUCCUCCGUGCCGUGGACCCCGCCCCCCAUGACUAUUGUGCGAUUUGUGAGCGCCGCCUGAGCGGAGUUGGUAACUUGUUGGGUUUUUUUCCAACCAUCAUGGCCUUAUCUGUUCCAGUUUUCUCAGUGUUUUCAACCUGUGAGAUAGAUGUUUAUGGCAAAAAAGAAAACAAAAAAAAAAGGAAAAUCUGACCUAUUGUAUAAGAAUCACUAUUUUGUGUGCUCCGCGUGCUACAGCUUUUGGGGUGGCCCUGCCACUCCCCCAAUGCCCACGGGGCCUCCCCUCUCCCCGGCGGUGAAAGUGUCCACACGUGUGGUAGUUUAGUGUGCCGAGCUGUUUUCUACCUUUUUGUAGUCUUUCUUAAAACACAAUAAAUUCCGCUGUGAUAUUU
Marmota flaviventris (yellow-bellied marmot) is the source of this 4416-nucleotide messenger RNA. RefSeq names its product regulatory factor X1 (gene Rfx1). Gene Ontology annotation, biological process: regulation of transcription by RNA polymerase II. Gene Ontology annotation, cellular component: nucleus. Gene Ontology annotation, molecular function: DNA-binding transcription factor activity, RNA polymerase II-specific; RNA polymerase II cis-regulatory region sequence-specific DNA binding. The record is from RefSeq and is a predicted model, not a curated record. Lineage: Eukaryota; Metazoa; Chordata; Mammalia; Rodentia; Sciuridae.